Molecule: messenger RNA, 1645 nt
Organism: Musca domestica (house fly)
Lineage: Eukaryota; Metazoa; Arthropoda; Insecta; Diptera; Muscidae
Product: cytochrome P450 6g1-like
Exons: 2
Coding region: 65-1609 (514 amino acids)
Biological process (GO): response to DDT; insecticide catabolic process
Molecular function (GO): heme binding; oxidoreductase activity, acting on paired donors, with incorporation or reduction of molecular oxygen; iron ion binding
Source: RefSeq, a predicted model, not a curated record
CUCAUUUGCGAUAGUCGCCCACAGUCGUUUUGAAUUCACGCACUGCUCUAAAGGUUUCGACGGAAUGUUGCUCAUCGCUGUAGUGUUUUCGGUGGUAGUAAUUAUCUUAGCUUUGGGCUUUCUAUAUCAUCGCAAUUUCAGUUACUGGACGCGUUUUAAGAGUGUCCCCAGUGGACCGGGUCGAAUAUUCAGUGGGAAUUUUUUCGAUUUCAUAACAUUUAAGACUAAUUUCGGUUAUCAUCUUAAAACGAUCUAUGAUGAUGAGAAAUUCGCCGCAGCUCCGGUAGUGGGUGUUUAUGGGCUGUACAAGCCAUGUUUGCUGAUACGAGAUUUGGAUCUGAUCAAAUCGGUGCUGAUCAAAGAUUUCGAGUAUUUUCGCGAUCGUUUUACCAAACUGGACUAUCUUCAUGACCCCUUGGGUGGGCAAAUGAUGUUCUUUGGCGACUAUCCGUUGUGGAAGGAAAUGCGCACCAAGCUGACGCCAACCUUCACCAGUGGGAAGCUGAAGAACAUGUAUCCCUUGAUCCAACAGGUCGGAGAAAAUAUGUCGAAAUUUUUGCAUUCCCAGCCAAUGGUUUUUCAAACUGAAUUAAGAGAUUUGUGUGCUCGAUUUACCACCGAUGUUAUAGCCACAACGGUGUUUGGUUUCAAAUCGAAUUCCCUGGAAAAUCCCUCCGAAGAUUUCCACAAGGAAGUGCGUCGGCUAACCUAUUUCACAUGGCACCGGGCAUUCGAUUUUAUUGUGGUCAUGUUUGCCCCCAAGUUGCAACGGCUUAUGGGCUGUAAGAUUCUCUAUCCCGAGACGGAACAGUUCCUUAGGGUGGCCAUAACCCAAGCUAUUGCAGAGAGGGAGACCUCCAGCAGUGGUGGUGAGAAACGCAAUGAUAUCAUUGAUAUUUUUGUGAAAUUGAAACAAGAAGCCGAGCAGAAGGGGGAGUGGGAGAUGGAUAAAUUCAUGGAAUGUCUCAUGGCCCAGGCCGGUAUUUUCAUGAUCGGAGGAUUUGAAACCUCAUCGACAACAAUGUCCAAUGCCCUGCUGGAAUUGGCCAAGCAACCGGAGUUACAAUCACAUUUAAGGGAGGAGAUUAAGGAGGCAUUUGCCGAAGGCAAGGGGGAGAUUUCAUAUGACGCCAUAAGCAAAAUGAACUACUUGGACAUGGUAAUCUAUGAAACCUUGAGAUUAUAUCCCGUAUUACCUUCGCUGGAAAGACGUUAUGCCACACCACCAGGGAAGCCGGCUUAUUCCUUGAAACCUUACUGUGAUUUUACCCUACCCGAGGGUAUGCCGAUUUAUAUAUCACCCUAUGCCCUGCAUUAUGAUGAGAAGUAUUGGCCAAAUCCCCGGAAAUUUGAUCCAGAACGCUUUUCAUUGGAGCAAAAAGCCAACAGACAUCCCAUGGCCCAUUUGCCGUUUGGUAAUGGUCCCCACAAUUGCAUUGGCACCCGUCUGGGCAUGAUACAAGUGAAAGCCGGUCUAUCGUAUAUUCUAAAAGAUCACUAUGUCCGGGUGUGUAAUCGCACGGAGAUCGAACCGAAAUUCGAAGCCAAGGCAAACGUUUUACAGGUUAAGGGAGGAGUGUAUUUGGAGAUUGUUAAGGAUGAGAAAUAAAUGAGGGUCUAUAAAUAGUGAAGUGAUUAUUGGAAU